Molecule: messenger RNA, 978 nt
Organism: Aegilops tauschii subsp. strangulata
Lineage: Eukaryota; Viridiplantae; Streptophyta; Magnoliopsida; Poales; Poaceae
Product: BTB/POZ and MATH domain-containing protein 1-like
Biological process (GO): protein ubiquitination
Molecular function (GO): protein binding
Source: RefSeq, a predicted model, not a curated record
AUGGCAGCACCGCAGACGGCUACAGCGUCGGCAUGCAUCCCGGAGACGGCGUGGGGCACGCACGUGUUCACGGUCGCCGGAUACAGGCUGCACAAGGGCCUCGGCGCCGGCAAUUUCAUACGAUCCGCCACCUUUGCCGUCGGCGGCUACGACUGGUGCAUCCGCUAUUACCCCGACGGAUACAGUGCCGACACCAAAGACUAUGUUUCAGUGUGCGUCGAGCUGCAGAGCAGGAAAUCCGUGGUCAGGGCUCUCUACAACCUGAGCCUCACCAACCAGGCCACCGGGAUGCCGUCCUUGAUCUUCUCCCGGCCGAGGUCACUUCCGGCGUUCAACUCCCGCAAGAAGGACAAGGACAUGCAUGUCAAGGGGGCUAGCUGGUUCAUGAAGACGGAGCUCCUCGAGGCAUCCCCGUACCUUCAGGAUGACUGCAUCGUCAUCCACUGCGACAUGACUGUUGUCCUCAGGGAUAUACCUGCCGUCGCCAUGGCCACCACAAAGGCCCCGGAGAUCCAGCUGCCGCCGUCGGACCUGUCCAACAACCUCGCAAAGCUGCUUGAGGGGAAGAAAGGAGCGGAUGUGAGCAUCAAAGUCAGUGGGCAGACCUUCUACGCACACAAGCUCGUGCUCGCGAUGCGGUCACCCGUCUUCGAUGCGGACCUCAACGGGCCAAUGUGGGACAACGAGAAACAGUGCAUACACAUCGAGGACAUGCAACCCGCUGUUUUCAGGGCAUUGCUCCACUUCGUAUAUACAGACUCGUUGCCAGCUGCCAUGGAUGAGAACAAGGAGAUGAUGAGGCACUUGCUUGUGGCUGCAGACAGGUAUGCCAUGGGAAGGAUGAAGCUCAUGUGUGAGAUUAUUCUCUGCAAGACCCUCGAUGCCAAGAGUGUCGUGGCCACUUUGGCUCUAGUUGACCAACAUGGUUGCAGCAAGCUCAAAAAAGCUUGCAUUGAGUAUAUCAAAAUCUUCAACUAG